This is a messenger RNA of Acanthocheilonema viteae, 1179 nucleotides long. The record is from the annotation of a GenBank genome assembly. NCBI's taxonomy places the organism in Eukaryota, Metazoa, Nematoda, Chromadorea, Rhabditida, Onchocercidae.
AUGAGUCGAUUUUCGGCAUCGGAUCGCUAUUAUAUGUUUCAAGAUCUUGAUCGCUUGAAUCCAUUAACUACGUUUGCUCGAGAUGAGAUCGCCGAAUGUGACGAUGAACACGAGGAUGAAAUAAAUCUCAAGGGCGAAGCAUGCAAUCUGGAGUAUCGUCGACGAACUCGAGGUGCAGUAAUAGAAAACGAAUAUUCGAUGGAAGUUCCAAUUGCAGUAAUGCGUUAUUUGCGUCCAAAUUUGAAAUUUGAUAUUAUUACCACCAAGACUUUCCUUACGACGCUUUGUCGUUUCAUCGACAAUGAGCGUCGUUCUUAUCGCUUUAAUGUUGAACGUAUUGGAGAUUUAAUAAUCAUUGAGGAAAUGCCUUUUGGCGAUGCACGCCCUUCCAAAACUUAUCUCCAAGGAGCUCUGGACAUUUUAACUGGACGUGCAACUCCGGAUUAUCGGCAACUAUCACUGUGCGAAUUCGGUACGAUGAGUGUUAUAGUGCGACAAAAUGUUGAUUUAGCGGAACCGUCGUCCAUUGGACGAAUUCGCGCGGAUAUGAAUUGGCAACGAAACAGUUUUAACCAGUCUCCUAAAGAGCCGUUCCUUCCGAUACUGGAGAAUACAAUUGAAUCAAUGUCAAAAAUGGGUGUAUUCACUGAUCAACCAGAACCUGUUUUUAGAAUCGAUGACAGUCAUGUUGGGAUUCAGGGUCCACUUGUGCCAGAGGCACCAAAAAAGCCAAUUGAAGUAAUGUGCCGAUCAUCCCAGCGCUUCUCGUUCGAGAACCUUCAAAUGAAAUGGCCCAAUAUGGUUUUUUCGGGCGCUGACCGUAUUAUUAGCGUCCUCCAUGUUCGAGGACUAAUUGACCAUAAACCAAAAAGUUUCAGCUUCCAAGAAAUAGCACCUCAAGGGUACAAGAAGACAUUGGCGCGCGCAGCGGUCCUUUGCCGUCAGAUCGUUGAUUAUAUAAGAUCAAUCGCUAAUUUUGAAAGUGACAAAUUAGCUCUGAUCUGGGCGAAUGACCAAAGGUGCUCAGCGGAUGCUAACGAUGGUGAGCGUUUCGUUCUGUAUCGCCGUCGUCGUGGAGAAAUGGAAGAAAGCUACUUUGUUACGCCAUCGCUUCGUCGAUCCCUUAUAAGUACAUAUCAGCUAGACGACGACGACGACGAUGACGAAGAAUCCUUCUAG